GAUCCUCCGAGGGAGAUGGCAGUUGUGAAGAGAGAGUCCCACAGAACCCUUGUAAAGGUCUCACGGAAGAAGAGGAGGCGGCCGGUGAACACUAACGUAAGAGCCGAAGAGGAUGGAGAGGUCGAAGAGGGCCCGAAGGGCACGGGAGCUUUGGCCGAAAUGAGCGGUGAUAACGGUUUCCGUUCACAAGAGAAAUCUGGGAACUCCCUGAAAACCGGGCUUAAUGUCAUUUCUCUCUUCCGAUCCUCCAGAAAUUCGUCGGUGAGAGGCUCCGACCGCGCCGAACACGCUCCCGCUUCCGUUCGUUAUUCCCACACAGACAUCAAAGUGCCCGAUUUCUCCGACUAUCGCCGCGCCGAAGUGUCGGAUAGCACGAAAUCUUCAAAAGACAGCAGCGAGGCGAGGAAAGGCUUCUCCUACUUGAUCACCGCCACGACGACCGUCGGCGUGGCCUACGCGGCCAAGAACGUCGUCUCCCAGUUCGUCUCCAGCAUGAGCGCCUCGGCCGACGUGCUGGCCAUGUCGAAGAUCGAGAUCAAGCUGUCCGAUAUCCCGGAGGGGAAGAAUAUGGCUUUCAAGUGGAGAGGGAAACCUCUGUUCGUGCGUCACCGGACCCAGAAGGAGAUCGAGCAGGAGGGGGCCGUCGAAGUGUCCCAGCUGCGAGACCCGCAGCACGAUCUAGACCGCGUGAAGAAGCCCGAGUGGGUCAUCCUGAUCGGCGUCUGCACCCACCUCGGCUGCGUCCCCAUUGCCAACGCCGGAGAUUUCGGCGGCUAUUACUGCCCUUGCCACGGCUCGCACUACGACGCCUCGGGCCGAAUCCGGAAGGGGCCCGCCCCGCUCAACCUCGAGGUCCCGGCUUACGAAUUCACCGGCGACGACCUCGUCAUCGUCGGGUAGCGCCCCGGACUCGAGUCGCGCGGCCCUCGGCGGCGACUCGUGUCCGGGAGGGGGAGUCCGGCGUGGUUUAGAUAGGGAGAUUGGAGCCGGUUUCAGUCCGCUGUCGCUGUGUGAGAAUCUUCCCCCGAAUCAAGGAGCUCCGUAUAAUGAAUACCCUCGAGUGUCCGCUGUUCAUAAAGUCACCGGCGAGCGUCGUUUGGCUCUUCGUCUCCUCGCGGUCGUAUUGUUAUCUGUCCCCCGACAGCGCUUCCCAAUUAAAAAUGAUUUGCAGGCCCGGCCUACGGAA
Messenger RNA from Ornithorhynchus anatinus (platypus), 1186 nucleotides. RefSeq names its product cytochrome b-c1 complex subunit Rieske, mitochondrial. The record is from RefSeq and is a predicted model, not a curated record. Lineage: Eukaryota; Metazoa; Chordata; Mammalia; Monotremata; Ornithorhynchidae. Bases 16 to 900 code for a protein of 294 amino acids. Gene Ontology annotation, molecular function: 2 iron, 2 sulfur cluster binding; quinol-cytochrome-c reductase activity. Gene Ontology annotation, biological process: mitochondrial electron transport, ubiquinol to cytochrome c. The transcript is spliced from 2 exons. Gene Ontology annotation, cellular component: membrane.